Molecule: messenger RNA, 2358 nt
Organism: Erythranthe guttata (spotted monkey flower)
Lineage: Eukaryota; Viridiplantae; Streptophyta; Magnoliopsida; Lamiales; Phrymaceae
Source: RefSeq, a predicted model, not a curated record
CUCUCUGCAACUUUUUCUUCUUCUUUCUCUCUCUAAAACAAAAACGAUGAUUACAGGUAAAGAUAUAUACGAUGUACUAGCAGCAAUAGUCCCGCUGUACGUGGCGAUGAUCCUCGCGUACGGCUCGGUCCGGUGGUGGAAGAUCUUCACACCGGACCAAUGCUCCGGCAUCAACCGCUUCGUGGCGGUGUUCGCCGUCCCACUCCUAGGGUUCCACUUCAUCUCCUCCAACAACAUCUACGCCAUGAACUACCACUUCAUCGCCGCCGACUCCCUCCAGAAGGUCGUCAUCCUCGCCGCCCUCUUCCUCUGGCAGGCCUUCUCCACCCGGUCCGGCGCCGCCGCCGUCUCCUCCGACUGGAUGAUCACCCUCUUCUCGUUAUCCACCCUCCCCAACACCCUAGUCAUGGGCAUCCCGCUCCUCCGCGCCAUGUACGGCGACUUCUCCGGCGACCUCAUGGUGCAGAUCGUCGUCAUGCAGAGCGUCGUGUGGUACACGCUCAUGCUGUUCAUGUUCGAGUACCGGGGGGCCAAGCUACUCAUCACCGACCAGUUUCCGGAGACCGCCGCCUCCAUCACCUCCUUCAAGGUUGACUCCGACGUCCUCUCCCUCAACGGCCGGGAGCCACUCCAGGCCGACGCUGAGAUCGGCGACGACGGAAAACUCCACGUCGUCGUGAAGAGGUCCACGUCAGCAUCGAUGAUAUCCUCCUACAACCACCACAACAAGGGUUUGAACUCCAGCGCGAUUACUCCGAGGGCUUCGAAUCUCACCGGGGUCGAGAUUUACUCCGUCCAGUCUUCGCGUGAGCCGACGCCACGCGCCUCCAGCUUCAACCAGACGGAUUUCUACGCCAUGUUUGCCGGUAACAACAAAACCGCCAGCCCGAAGCAUGGGUACACGAACAGCUACGGCGGAGGGGAUGUUUUCUCGUUGCAGUCGUCGAAGGGGGUCACCCCCCGCACGUCGAAUUUCGACGAGGAAAUGAUGAAGAUGGGGAAGAAGAGGAGCGGCGGCGGCGGUGGUGGUGGUGGUGGUAAUAAUAAUAAUAUCAAUACUGGGAGGAGUAUGAGUGGUGAGCUUUUUCAGCAUUCGUAUCCUCCCCCGAAUCCCAUGUUCUCCGGUGGUGGCCCGAGGAGGAAGGAAAGUGGCAGCAGCGGCGGCGGUGGUGGUGGCAAUGCCAACGGCAGCAUUGUUAGUGGUGGUGGUAGUGGGAAUAGCAAUAAUCCGAAUAAAGAACUGCACAUGUUUGUUUGGAGCUCGAGCGCUUCGCCCGUGUCCGAAGCAAAUAUGAGAAAUGCCGUUAACAAAGCCGCCUCCGGUGAUUUUGCUAGCACCAUUGACGCUCCGUCAAGAGUUCUGACUGUAUUAAUUUACGAUUUAUUUAUUUUUAAUAUUUUGAUAGAGAAUGGAAGUCCAGUUGGGAAAAUGAAAACGGGAGACGAAAAGGAGACUGAGAUUGAGAAUGUAGCGUCGAAGUUUCCGGCGAACGCGUCGCCGUAUAAUAAUACAUGCCAGAAGAAGAUGGAGAUGGAUCCGGAGGAAGGUGGUGAGAUGAUGGGUAAAAAGACACAAAUGCCCCCAGCAAGUGUUAUGACUAGGCUUAUACUAAUCAUGGUUUGGAGGAAGCUCAUUAGGAACCCUAAUACUUAUUCCAGUCUUAUUGGCCUUAUUUGGUCUCUUGUAUCAUUCAGGUGGAAUAUCGAGAUGCCUUCGAUCGUGAAAGGGUCGAUAUCGAUUUUGUCCGAUGCAGGUCUUGGCAUGGCCAUGUUUAGUCUAGGUUUAUUCAUGGCUUUGCAGCCGAAAAUCAUAGCUUGCGGAAAAUCGGUGGCGACGUUUUCGAUGGCGGUUAGGUUCUUGACAGGGCCAGCUGUCAUCGCCGCAACCUCCAUCGCAAUCGGCCUCCGAGGAGUUCUCCUGCACAUAGCAAUUGUUCAGGCUGCUCUUCCACAGGGAAUUGUCCCCUUUGUGUUUGCUAAAGAAUACAAUGUUCAUCCAGACAUACUCAGCACUGCGGUUAUUUUCGGGAUGCUGAUAGCUUUGCCCAUAACAAUUCUGUACUAUGUGCUACUUGGGCUGUAAGGUUCUGUUUGGCGUAGCAGAAUAGAAAAGUGGAAAAUUGAAAUUUGCUGAAUUCAAGAAGAAGAAGGGAUGGAUUAAUUAAUCAAUACCAUGGAGUAAACUGAAGAUAAUGCAUUCAUGCAUGCAGGAUAAUUAAUAUAUUAAUUAAAUUAAAUUAUUAUUUUUUCCACGUUGGAGUCAGUGUACAACUUGGAAAUUAAAACCAUAUGCUACCUGCAUGCAUGCAUGUGGCUCUUUGUUUGAGCUUUACUAUACAAAAUUUCAUUUCAAUAUUA